AAGAGUAGAGUUGAAAGGAGCCUCGACAAUAUAUCUUGUGCAGUAUAUGAAGCAUUGAGUUGAGCCCCAUUCUUUCAUCUUCUUCUCUCUCUAUCUGUUGCAGAAGAAAAAAUAAAAGAGAAACCAGAAGGGAUAGGAUGAUGGCAGAAAUAUGGGACUAAUUUAGCAAUGAAAGACCCUGCUAUAGAAGAGGCCACAGCAAACACUAGAUAAUGGUCAAUUGCUAGAAGCACCAAUCCUCGCCCAGUUAGUAUUUGACCAUGUCGAGGCAUGCUCACCUUCCUCCCCGCUGCCCGUUUCAAAAGAAAAGUACAACCUGAUCGAUUUAUGACCCUUUGUUGCCAAGCUCAUGCAAAGAGUUGUACCCAAGACCCCAAAAAUCCAUAUCUCAAAGCUCCAUAUUAGAGGAGCAGCCAGAAUGGCUCGACGACCUGUUGGGUGAUUCGGACGCAAAUACAAAAGGGACACUCCACCGGCGAUCAGCUAGUGAUUCAAUGACCCUCUUGGAUGGCCUUGUCUCACUUAAUGAUGAUGACAGUUCAGUUUCCAGCGAAACUGGUUGUGUCUUCGAGUCAGGUUGUAUGUACGGUCCUAAUUCCCCUCGGAGCAAAGGGAAAUUUACCUUUCCAGAGAAUACUAUGGUUUCAGCAUUAUCAGAUUGUCUCUUUCAAAACCCUAUGGAGUAUUUAGAUGGUGGUCUUUGUGCUUCUGGAAUGGUGCAUUGUGAAGUGCAACAUGGAAGCGGCUUAGCUGGGGAGGCUAAUGCAGAGUCAAAGGCAGAUAUAAGGCAUUCUGGGCAAUGCUCAAGGGUUCGUAAACUCCAAUAUAUUGCUGAACUGGAAAGAACUGUUGAUGUUCUACAGACUUUAGAGUCAGAGUUAGCUGUUCACGUUGCUUCUCUUCUUCAGCAACGUGCUGCUUUGUCAAUGGAGAAUGGUAAAUUAAAGCAGCAGAUGGCCAGACUUAAGAAGGAAAAAGUGAUUGUGGAUGGUCGAUAUCAGCCUCUGAAGAAAGAACUAGAGAGGUUGAAAAUUCGUGUAGCUUAUUCCUCCAGUGGAGACGUUGAAAAAGAUUUCAGGUCAAGCUCUGCAGCAGAGGGAGUUAGCUUAGAUGCUGCUUGGCAGAUGCUGGACAUAGGAAAACUUAACCUUAAUUCAAGAAACUGUUGUCUUUUGGAACAUAUGCAUCUUUGCUCUGGGGACGUUAUAGAAAAGCAGAAACCACGGUGAAGCUGAUCAGGUUUGGCCGCCGAAUUCUGCACUUGUUAUCAUCCGGUGAUCUCAUCUUUUAGGAGUUCAUGUACAUCGAGUAGACGUGAUUCUUCUCUUUUCUUUCCUUCGUCCUCCCUUUCUGCUACUGUAAGGUUUCUUUUGCAGUAAAGAUAAGGCAUGGGGUGAAUUUAAGCAUUUGCUGCAAUUCCCUUGAAAGGAUAUCCCUUCCAAAUUUGGUUACCUAGAAAGGAAGGAAGCUUGAGGGCGUUUAUCAACGUUUCGUUUCACUAGAUUUGACAUUGUUAAUAUCGAUGGUCUUCUUAA
Molecule: messenger RNA, 1535 nt
Organism: Rhododendron vialii
Lineage: Eukaryota; Viridiplantae; Streptophyta; Magnoliopsida; Ericales; Ericaceae
Exons: 5
Coding region: 495-1229 (244 amino acids)
Biological process (GO): regulation of DNA-templated transcription
Molecular function (GO): DNA-binding transcription factor activity
Source: RefSeq, a predicted model, not a curated record